UGACUCGUGCCAUUGAUGCGCGCAGCUGUGCCGGUGCUAAUCAAAGGCAUCCUCGAUGAACCAGGAUAACAUGUACAAUGUGAUACUAUACAGUUCAUAUUAUUUUUAAAUAUUGUUAAUAGAAGUCGCAUUUGAUUCUUUGAAAUAGAAACUAUUUCAAUAAUUACGCUGAGUUGGAUCAUCUUUCAGAUGCAUGCAGCUGUCGGACAUUUAGUCAGCGCUCGCUUGAGUCAUCUUUCUGAAUCGCAUAGCUGCUGAUUUUGAUUAGCCAGCGCUAAUGUUAUCCCGAAUAUCUUUGAGAUAUAUGAUACAAAUAGAUUCGUAUUUUUUCUCAACUGUUGUAUUUUUACACGUGUUCCGUGAUAUCAUCGCAACCGUUCUAAGAUUACAUUUUUCUGGCGCGCGCUCGAGAUAUAUUAUCCCCAAUACCUUUGAAAAAUAUAAUAUAAAUGGACAUUAAAAUUUUUGUUACUACAGCUGUACAUUGACGUUAUUAAAAAUGAAAGAUUUGCAUUUUUGUGUUUUAUGACUUCACCGUUGACAAAAAGUGGUGGGGAGGAUCUGUAUUUAAAUCAGAUCUGGCAUAGAAAUAAUAUCUCAGUCGCUCUACAUCAGUUAUAAGCACAGGCACGAUGAAUUAUUACGCUGCAAAUGAAGCAUGCAAGAAACAGUGCAAUGAUUUUGAUAAACCUCGUCAUACGCCUCGUAUCCUGGGGCGCAGAUUUGCGUUGACUGCGACAGGUUAUAAAUAUUUGGAUGUUGGAAUCAGCGUGGGACCGGUGUCUCAUGUGCAAAUCAUUCUUGCUGAUAAUCGAGGAAAUCAAUUAAUAUUGCCUCGUGCGACAUGGGCAGCGUUCAUCGAAAGACGUGAAGCUGUGGAACGAUUUUUACCAUCGAACAUCGCCUCAUCGCUGUCGAUUCGCGAGUUGGUGAUUGAGCGUGUUAAGAUGUACGAUGAAAACAUGAUAAAAUUAACAUUACACAGAAACUACUUGUACAUGAAACCUCAAACUUUAUUAUUUCUAUUCGAAAUCGAAACUUGUGUAGACCUUGUAUAUUUUGAAUUAUGCCAGAAUACGCAUAUUGUAGGUGAAAAAUAUAAGACCUUCGUAAAUACUAUAAAAUCCAAUUGUAUUAUUGAUAGGCGUGAUGCAAUUAAAAUCUUACAUAAAGUUUCAGAUAAAACUUCGCUUAUUGAUGGUGAAUUAUUAGCUUUUGCUAUGGAUAAUAUUUUAUAUGAUGCGUUACCAUAAUGUACAUGUUACGAUAAAUAUAUAUGUUUCGGAUCGACUGAGGAAAGCCUCAGGCCGAAACGUAUCCCGGAACCGCCUCACGUGAGACGCGAAGUGAUAAGUG
Vollenhovia emeryi is the source of this 1356-nucleotide messenger RNA. RefSeq lists its product as uncharacterized. The transcript is spliced from 2 exons. NCBI's taxonomy places the organism in Eukaryota, Metazoa, Arthropoda, Insecta, Hymenoptera, Formicidae. The record is from RefSeq and is a predicted model, not a curated record. The coding region runs from base 633 to 1253 and encodes 206 amino acids.